Ilex paraguariensis (yerba mate) is the source of this 846-nucleotide messenger RNA. The record is from the annotation of a GenBank genome assembly. Lineage: Eukaryota; Viridiplantae; Streptophyta; Magnoliopsida; Aquifoliales; Aquifoliaceae.
AUGUUGAAGUCGGCUCAUUUGGAGGAAAUCCAAAGACAAAUUCAUUCAUGGCAAACUCUCGGAUCCAUCGACCUCGAAAACUAUAAAGAAACAGGCUCCUCGUACUUGAUUCCCCGGCCAAAAUCUUUGGAAAUUCAGGAAAACUCUUGCCAUCCUAUCAUGCUACACAAACUCUUUGGUGCCCGGACACGGACACCGAAGCCUCCUCAUGGAUGCCAUAUUCCAUCCAAGCUUGCCCCCAACAAGGUCGAGGAGGGAUCCUCCUCGGUCUUGAAGAUCAUUCAUGCUGGGGGUAAUGCUGAGUGUUAUUACAUGGCUGUCCCCGCAGUCAGGAUUAUUGAAAAGUAUCCGUCCUACAUAUUAGCCAGGCCUGAAAUUUUUCGUAGGCCAUGGGAUUCAGUUGUCCGCCCGGAAGAGAUCCUCAUUCCGGGCCAAAAAUUCUUCAUCGUUCCUCGUGGAACGGUGAAGAAGCUCAGGCAAAGAAUUCGAAAACCAAGUGGAAAAUUUUUUGGCAAUUCUUUUGAGUCAAAAGCUUCAACGGAUGUCUCGGUUGAGAUUGUUUCUCAUCAAGAUGAUCUUUCUAGCAGCAAGUCAUUCAAAUCCAGCAUCAAUAUCAGUACCAAAUCCAAUGUGAAAAUUAAAAUUCGGACUCGUCGUGUUCACUUCUUUGGUAUUGAUAGUAAGAUGGAUAAAGAUUCAGUUUCCUUAGAGAAGGAAAAUUCCGAGGAUGAUCAAGAGAAGACCUCUCGUUCUCUUCCUGAUACAAGAAAGAGGAGGGUGAGAAAUGCAGUAACAUGGCAGCCAAAGCUUACAGUGAUCAAUGAGACUCAAGGGUCCGAGGAAUGA